Molecule: messenger RNA, 1198 nt
Organism: Photinus pyralis (common eastern firefly)
Lineage: Eukaryota; Metazoa; Arthropoda; Insecta; Coleoptera; Lampyridae
Gene: Papst2
Product: adenosine 3'-phospho 5'-phosphosulfate transporter 2
Exons: 4
Coding region: 35-1117 (360 amino acids)
Biological process (GO): transmembrane transport
Cellular component (GO): endoplasmic reticulum membrane; Golgi membrane
Molecular function (GO): 3'-phosphoadenosine 5'-phosphosulfate transmembrane transporter activity
Source: RefSeq, a predicted model, not a curated record
CCUUGUGACAAAAUGCCAAGUUUCACAUUUUAGAAUGUCCAAAAGCGAGGAACGAGGACUCCUCGAUCCCGGCGAGAAGACCAAAGUGCAAAUUAUAUGCUUCAACAUCUCCAAGUACCACGAAAGCACCCAGUUCUUCAUCAGCUGCGUUGCGGUGUUCAUCUUCUUCAUCCUCUAUGGCUACAUGCAAGAGCUCAUCUUCACCCUCGACGGCUUUAAGCCCUUCGGCUGGUACCUGACCCUGAUCCAAUUCGGCUACUACACACUCUUCGGAAUGCUCGAAAAGGCUGUCAAACAAGAGGGCACCCGCAGGAUGCCGAUGCCGGUUUACUUCUUCCUCGCUUUACUAACGCUAGGCACUAUUGGUCUCUCGAACUCCUCGCUGCAGUACCUCAACUAUCCGACGCAAGUCAUCUUCAAGUGCUGCAAACUAAUCCCCGUACUAAUCGGCAGCAUACUAAUACAAGGGAAACGGUAUGGACCUCUCGAUUUCGGCGCGGCAAUCUUGAUGUGUGUCGGAUUAACACUGUUCACUUUAGCCGACUCGAAGGUAUCGCCGAAUUUUAACACAAAGGGCGUGAUCAUAAUCUCUCUAGCACUCCUUUGCGACGCGAUCAUCGGUAACGUGCAGGAGAAAAAUAUGAAGCUUUACAAUGCGUCGACGACGGAAGUUGUCUUGUACUCGUACUCGAUCGGAUUUAUUUAUAUAUUUACAAUUAUGCUACUAACGGGUGAUUUGUUGGCUGGGAUACAAUUUUGUGCACAAUUCCCGAUGAAGACCUAUGGGUACGCUUUGAUAUUCUCCCUUACUGGGUAUUUGGGGAUACAAAUUGUGCUGACCCUCGUCCAAACUUGUGGAGCUUUCGUGGCGGUCACAGUUACAACGUGUCGUAAAGCAGUUACGAUUAUUAUAUCUUUCAUGCUGUUCGCAAAACCGUUUACCUUCCAAUACAUUUGGUCGGGACUGUUGGUCGUACUGGGGAUUUAUUUAAACCUGUACAGCAAAAGGCAUCCAUUUUCAUUUACAGAUUUGGAAAACAAGGUAGAGAAAUGGGUCCUAUACUUUAGGCAAAAGCCGUAUACGAGGAUCAAGGGACGCAUGAUGACUGAUGUUUAAAGAUCCUCAAAUAGAAUUUUUUUAACUGUGAUUAUCUGUAUUGUAUAGUGAAUUUGUGGAAUUAAAUUAAACUUAGCUAAG